AUGAGUUCCGAUUUAGAGAGAUGGUGGAAGGACUUGCCGGUGCUGACGAAGUACCUUUUUGUGGGAUCGUUCGGCGUGACGCUGGCAGCGAAUUUCGGGCUGCUCAGCCCCUACAGCCUGGUGCUCAUUUGGCCUAAGAUCAUCACCGAGUUCCAGCUGUGGCGGCUGGUCACAUGCUUCCUCUUCCAUGGCAAGCUGGGCUUCCCCUUCCUCAUCCACAUGCUCUUCCUUUCUCUGGAAUCUGAGAUCUUCAACGGCCGUCUUUCGGAUUACGUGUGGAUGCAGGUUAUCACCUGCUCCCUCCUCCUGGCCAGCACGCUCAUCCUGCCCUCUCCCAUCCUGGGCAUGGGCCUGAUUGUGUCGCUUAUCUACUACUGGUCGCGCAAGAACCCGGACGUUGAGAUGUCCCUCAUGUUCGGCAUCCGCUUCAAGUCCAUCUACUUCCCGUGGGUGCUCUGCGCCAUGAGCCUCUUGAUGGGCGGUUCGCCUCUGGCAGAGCUGUGCGGCAUUGUUGCCGGCCACUUCUACUUCUUCUUCGAGGACAUCAUCCCUCGCACCAAGGGCUAUCGUCUUCUCCAGACGCCAGCCUUCAUGUACGUAUCGAUUGAUCCCGCCGAGUACAAUUCGUACAACCGAGGCGCGCAGCAGCAGGCCACCCGUGGCCCCACUUUCACUGGCACCGGCUACACCCUCCGUGGAUAG
Molecule: messenger RNA, 702 nt
Organism: Acanthamoeba castellanii str. Neff
Lineage: Eukaryota; Discosea; Longamoebia; Acanthamoebidae
Product: Der1like domain family, member 1, putative
Exons: 5
Coding region: 1-702 (233 amino acids)
Biological process (GO): endoplasmic reticulum unfolded protein response
Cellular component (GO): endoplasmic reticulum membrane; Hrd1p ubiquitin ligase ERAD-L complex
Molecular function (GO): ubiquitin-specific protease binding; misfolded protein binding
Source: RefSeq, a predicted model, not a curated record